AUGUCGGAAAAAAGACCAACUACGCGAAGUCAAUCAAUGACUAGGGUGCCUAAACCUCUCACGGAGGAGGAGCUAGCGCGGUUAACCCUAGCACACGAAGAUCGGGAUAAAACUCUUGUAUCGAAAGAAAGGGAAUUAGAAUCGGAAAAACAAAAAUUAACACAACGGGAACGGGAAAUUCAGAAAGCCGAACAAACAAUUAAGGGAAAACUAGAGGAGAUGGAUAAGAGGUCCGCAGAAUUAGUAAAAACGACAAAAAAUACGGAACUUCAAAUGUUCGAGGAAAUAGAAAAAUUAAAGCUACAAAUCGCGGGAGUACAGUCAAAACAACAAUCCGAAACAUCAGAUAACGAUCAAGAUAUGGAUAAAACAAUAGUACCUCGAAUAAAACAAAAAUCAAUCGAACGCGAUGUAUCUUGGAAAUUAUCGAACCAUGGCGAACCGUCGUGCUCACGAAACCCUGGGAAAGCAACCAAAAAACCGCGUAACGUUAGAAAGACGCGCUCGGAAACUGAAUCCUCCGAGGAAGAAAAAUUAAAACAUUCACGGAAACCUCCCAAAUCAUUAAUUAGAAAUAAUAGAUCGGAAACCGAAUCGUCCAACGACGACGAAGUGAGUCACCCGCGGAAAACGCGGAGACCUCGAAAGACAGAAUCACGCAAAACUCCCAAAUACAGUUCGGAAUCUGAGUCGUCCGAUAGCGAAACCACCUCAGAUGAAGACGAUGAAAUUGCGGCAAGGCCACGAAAACCUUUAAGAAAAUCAAAGCGUCACGUAGGAAAAAAGGGUCGCCGCGACACCAUGUUAGAAUCAUCUAUUACUCUCAAAGAAGCUCUUUCCGACAUUCCCUCCUUCAACGGUGCGAACACCUCAGUAAUGCAUUUGAUUAGAGCUUGUAAACGAGCCAAAAAAACCAUUAUGCCGGGGGCAGAACUCAGACUUAUACGCGGCAUAAAAGGUAAAUUAACCGGUCGCGCAUACGCACUUGUAGAAGAUACCGAGUUUGACGAUCUAGAACCAUUGAUAGAUAAGUUGAUGGAAACCUUUGGUCCUUCCAAAUCUGCGAACGUUUAUCGAGGAGAGCUAGCUUGUAUCCUUAAAAAACGGGAUGAACACAUGCUCGAUUACAUAGGGCGAGUAAAAGACCUCAUUACCGCGAUACUGGAAAGCGAAAGGCGUCAAACCGGACGAAUAUCAAAACGAACGCGAAAGGAUCUCGAAACGGAAGCGCUGCAAAGUUUUACGCUAGGCUUACCGAUCGAACAUCAAAAUUCCUUGUCUUUAUCGGGAACACUCACGCUAGAGGAGGCAUUUUCGAAAGCCAUACAGAUAAGCAGACGAUUCGAAGACCGGGUAGAAAAUCGAAGAGAAGAUAGAAACACUAAUCAAUUUUUGCGCCGAGCUGAUGCUAAUAUCAUAAGGCAGGAAUCGCCCAUAUGUACUCUCUGUCAACGCGUAGGACACUACUCCGAUAAUUGUCGCCAAAACCGUCGGUAUCAGGGAAAUCCGGAAUACGGUAGAAAUAAUGAUAGUUACAAUCAAAACCGCCCCUACCAAAGGAAUCCGAAUUACAACCCCGAACAGUCGAGACAAAGAAAUUCGGAAUACAGUAGGAGUAGCGAUAACCCCAAUCAAAACCGCCCCUACCAGGGAAACUCGAAUUAUUAUACAAACAGGGAUAAUUACCGCAAUAAUAGAAACUCGGACCGCGAAAAUUACCGUAGAUCGGAAGAUCAGGGCAAUUUUUACCGAAACCAGGAAAACGGGCCACGUGUUAAAUUCGAAAGACCCCAGUACGAUCGCGAUAACACGAGAAACCGCGCUGGAACCUCUCAAGACGCGAGAGAAAAUAGCAGACCACCAUACGACGGGCGACGUCCACUUGAAACCCCUGUCAGUUGUAAAUACUGUCGUAAACCUGGUCACACCAUAGACGAGUGGAAACGAAACGCGACCCCCUGGAAAUCGGAAUGGCGCCCAGGAGGUCCCGAAGGAGACAAAGGCCACACGAGCCAUCCAAAUAACUGCAGACGAGUCCGAGCCUCGACGGUCCGAUUAAGUAAGAAAAAACCGUCGCCCACAAUUAGGGCAUCUUCGGACGAUUUAAGGACCGAUAUAAACAUCCUUAUUGAUACAGGUGCAGAACCAAAUUUGCUAGAGAUCGGAGCACUAGCAACCUCGACGAAUAUCAAUCCGAACGAAAUAUUAAAUCUGUCAGGAAUAACCGACGGUUACGUAGAAACUUUAGGUGCAGUCGAAAUAAAUAUCCGCGAUAUAAUAGUUGAAUUCCACUUAGUCACCAACGACUUUCCGAUCCAACAGGACGCGCUAUUUGGAACAGAUUUUUUCGACACGCACGGAGCGACCAUAAAUUAUAAAAACGAGUGGGUCGAAGUAAAUAACGAAUUUUUCCAUUUCAUUAAUCGAGAGACGGUACUCUUACCCGGGAGAACAAACGUAGGAUUUUAUAUCAAGAUAAGAAACCAGGAGAUGAAAGAAGGUUAUUUACCAAAACUAAACACGAUAGAAGGAUUAUAUUUAGGAGGAGCAAUAGUAAAAAACGUAAACGGGCGAGCAUAUGUUAGAGCAAUAAAUGCGAGGGAAGAGGAUUUAGAAUUGGUAAUACCGACCGUAACUUUACUACCGAUCAAGGACGCGAAACCACUGCGAAGUACUUCAAUUACAGAAUACGACAAGCACAGGGAUAGCGUGAGCGAUGCGAUUCAUCCUCUGGUAAAAAACGGAACGUCAAUGAUAAAUUCUUAUAUCGAAAAUAAUUGCGUAAGAAUAGGGAAGGAAACCGUGGAGACACUUCACGAACCUUCGACUUCGACUUCGGUCUUAGGACCGGGCGAAGACCAAAAAAAUCACCGUCAAUUACACAUGUUUAGCUCCGAUACGAUAUCAAAAGAUCCAACAAAGUCAGACCCUCCUAUAAAUCCAACAUCGAAUCCAAAUAAUGACGAAUCAUUUUCCAGUAAGCCUAACGGGCCGAUCCCAUUUCAAUUGAAUCCCAAUAUUCCUCGUCAAAAAGACGCUGAGAAUCCAAUCGAUGAUAAAUCAUUUUCCAGUAAGCCUAAAGGGCCGAUCCAAAUUCAAUUGAAUCCCAAUAUUCCUCGUCAAAAAGACGCUGAGAAUCCAAUCGAUGAUGAGUCAUCCUCCAAUAAGCCUAACGGGCCGAUCCCAUUUCAAUUGAAUUCCAAUAUUCCUCGUCGACAAGACGAUGAGAGUCCAAAUAACGAUGAAAAUAAUUUAAAAAAUAAUGUGUCACGACUAACUAUUGAAAUUUCAGGAGAACCUUCGAAUAACCUUAACAAUGAAAGAAUUGAUACAGGAAUUAAAAAACUUAUGCGAAUAAAUUAUUCGGAUAAUACGGAAAACAACAUAAGAAAUAUACGCGAAGAACGUUAUGACAAAAUAAUAAAUUUACUGCGAUUAGAACACUUGAAUCAGGAAGAAAAGGAAAGCGUUAACGAAUUAAUUAGGAAAAAUCAAGACAUGUUCCAUAUUCCGGGUGAGCCUUUAGGAGCCACAAAUACAAUUAAACACGGUAUAACCACCACAGACGACAUUCCAAUAAAUACGAGACAGUAUAGAUUUCCUCCGGUACAUAAAGAAGAAAUAGCUAAGCAAGUAAAAGACUUGUUAGAUAACGACAUCAUAAAACCUUCUCUUUCACCGUAUAAUUCGCCAUUAUGGAUUGUACCCAAAAAGCCAGAUUCCAAAGGCAAUAAACGAUGGCGCACGGUCAUCGACUAUCGCGCGUUAAACGAAAAGACGGUAGGAGACGCAUACCCUCUUCCCAAUAUCACAGAAAUACUAGAUCAAUUAGGAAGCGCUAAAUAUUUUUCAGUAUUCGAUUUAGCCUCAGGGUUUCACCAAAUAAAAAUGAAAGAAACAGAUGCCGAGAAAACUGCAUUUUCUACACCUUAUGGACAUUACGAAUUCACUAGAAUGCCGUUCGGACUAAAGAACGCGCCUGCAACUUUUCAAAGAUUAAUGGAUCAGGUUUUAUCAGGAUUACAAGGAAACGAACUUUUUGUGUACUUAGAUGAUAUAGUAAUCUACGGCAGUUCAAUACGGAAUCACGAAAUUAAAUUCAAUAUUUUAAUGGAAAGACUCAGGGAAGCAAAUUUAAAACUGCAGCCUGACAAGUGCGAAUUUUUAAAAAAAGAAGUUAUGUAUUUAGGUCACAUAAUUAGUGAUGACGGAUUAAAACCAGAUCCCAAAAAGAUAGAAGCAGUAAAAGAAUUUCCAAGACCUAAAAACGCUAAAAAUAUCAAACAAUUCCUCGGUUUAGCCGGAUAUUACAGAAGAUUUAUUCCCGAUUUUUCAAAAAUAGCGAAACCUCUCUCAAACUUACUAAAAAAGGAAAUACCGUUUCAUUGGAAAGAAUCACAAGAAAAAGCAUUUAUAGAAUUACGCGAUAAAUUAUGCAGUAAGCCAAUAUUACAAUACCCAGAUUUUACAAAACCCUUCGUGAUAACUACAGAUGCAUCUGGCUACGCGAUAGGCGGAAUUCUAAGCCAAGGUCCCAUAGGAAAAGACCUUCCGAUAGCCUAUACUUCAAGAUUAUUGAAUAGCGCAGAACAAAAUUAUUCAACUAUAGAAAAAGAACUUCUUGCGAUAGUAUACUCGGUAAAUCAUUUUCGGGCUUAUGUAUAUGGAAACGAAUUUACACUUGUCACGGACCAUCGACCCCUAAUGUGGUUACAUUCCGUAAAGGAUCCCACUUCUAGACUAGUGAGAUGGAGAUUAAAAUUAGCCGAAUACGAAUAUAAAGUCCAGUAUAAGGCAGGAAAAAUAAAUUUAAACGCGGACGCAUUAUCCAGAAAUCCGAUAGAAAUUAAUCAGAAGAUCCUCAAAAUAAAUCAAACACGACCAAGUACAAGCGACAACAUAAAAAUAGUCUCAGGAGACUUAUUCACAGCAAGUGAAGAAUAUUCACUAGCGCACUGCGUAGCUAAAGAUUUCAGAAUGGGAGCAGGAAUAGCCCUUGAAUUUAGGAAAAGAUUUCGCGGAGUCCGCAUGUUGAAGAACCAAAAUAAAACAAUCGGAGAAGUAGCUUAUCUACCACAUGGCAAGAGAUAUAUAUUUUACCUUAUCACCAAAGAAGUCAGUCACGGUAAACCGACAAUAAAAUUAAUCGAACGAAGCUUAUGCGCAUUAAGAAAUCUCUGCAUUAAAUUAAACUGUUAUAAGAUAGCUAUGCCCAAGAUAGGUUGUGGACUCGAUAAAUUAAGUUGGCCGGAUGUCGAAGAAAAAAUACGAAUCAUAUUUCCCGAGCCCUUCACGAUCUUAAUAUACGAGAAUAAAAUAAACAGUACCAGCGAACCAACCAGUCCAAUAACAAACUCAGCUAAGGACGACCCUUAUCAAGUACCGCCAAGUGAAAACGAUAUCUCAAACGCCAACUGCGCCACACCGACGCCAUCAACAGCGAAACCCAAACAUAGUCAAAUAAAAAUACCACACCGAAUAUUGCGCGACAGAAACAACAUUCGAAAGCCACAGUGGUAUUCUGAUCCCCUAAAUGGAAACAACCAUACCCAGAAUCUCGACGAGAUAACUGACGAUGACUGCAGCCGCCAAAGCUCCAACCAACAUAACAGGAGUGACUCAGAAUCAUGCGAUACAGAUAAGGAUGACCAACCAUGUUUUGACUCGCGAGAAUUUAUACUCAGCGACAAUAAAGACAGCGAUCAAGACUCUGACGAUGACGAAAGAGACGCAGGGUUUAGACCUAAUAUUGAAUAUUCAACCGACUCCGAUUCAGAAAUUAUUCCAAGCCAAGACGAGGACAACCCUUUGCCAGGGCCACGUGACGAUUUUCCGAUGGAACCAGAGCCGCGUCAAUUCUCUGAAACUCGAGACAACCUCGCACUUCAGAAGGGAAAUUUAGUAUUUUUCAUAACCACACAUGGCCAACCAUGCGACGAGGGCGCUAGAAAUCUCCAAUCCGCGGGUAAACUACCCCCCUUUACAGACGUGAUGCUGGGCAGACCAAAAAUUCAGGAGAGUGGGAAAACCCGCUAUGUAGGUUUAGCAAUAAAAGAAACCAUACAUACGAAUUUAGAUGAGGGUAUAUUCAAGGAUGCACUACAAUCUUUACUCGAGGUAGUACGGGAAUUACAAUUGGACACCCUAAUAAUUUCAGAGACACAAAACAUAGAUCACCUCAGCUGGAGCAAAAUUAAACUUCAAUUACAGCAGCUCUUUUACGAUACCCCAUGUAAAUUUAUAGUUUGCAAAAACCUCAUUAAAAUACCCCCAGAAGAUGAAAGAAUAUCGCUAAUUCGGGAAUAUCAUGCUUCACCGAUAGGAGGACAUAAGGGGAUGAUUAAGACAUAUCGUCGAAUCAGACAAUAUUAUUAUUGGACAAAUAUGAAAGCCCAGAUUGAGGAAUAUAUUAGGAAUUGUUUGGAAUGUCAGUUAAAAAAAUUGACCAGAGUAAAAACAAGGCAACCCAUGGUUCUUACCGAUACACCCGGUGCUAGCUUUGAUAAAAUUUCAAUGGAUAUCGUAGGUCCUCUACCUACCUCCCCUUCAGGGAAUGAAUAUAUAUUAACCAUACAGGAUCAGCUUUCUAAAUAUUGCUUGGCAAUACCCCUCGAAACCACAACAUCAGCCAAAAUAGCAGAAGCAUUAAUAAAAAAUGUAUUCUUUAAAUUCGGAGCCCCAAAAUAUAUAUUAACAGAUCAGGGCGCUAAUUUAAUUAGUUCACUUAUGAAAGCUGUAGCUAAGAAAUUCAGGAUUAAACAAUGUAGAACAACGGCAUUUCACCCUCAAUCGAACGGUUCAAUAGAAAGAUCGCAUCAUGUAUUGGUGGAAUAUUUAAAACAAUAUAUAAAGAAAACCAACAAUUGGGAUGAAUGGCUGGAUUGUGCUAUGUUUUCUUACAAUACUAGCGUACAUGAAGGAACUGAAUUCACGCCCCACGAAUUGGUAUUCGGAAGGCUAGCUAGGUUACCAUCCGAACAUACGACGAUAGACGAACGACUCGACAGAAGUUACGAGGAUUACUUGAAACAGUUAUUUACCACGCUAAAGAAUUUGCAGACGGAAGCGCGAGAAAAUUUGAUAAAGGCCAAAGAAAGGUAUAAAUAUUAUUACGACAGGAAAAUAAACCCUUUGCAUUUAAGUGAAGGAGACGAGGUAUUUUUGCUAAAGGAACCAAGGGAUGGCAAAUUCGGAGAUCAUUAUACGGGUCCGUACAAGGUUCUAGAGAUAUUAAAUAAUCAGAACGUUAGGAUCAAAGUAAAAAACAAUAACCGGGUAGUGCACCGUAAUAAACUAAAAAGGAUGAUGCACCAAACACAUGACCCUACUCGCAUAUAA
Messenger RNA from Athalia rosae (coleseed sawfly), 7338 nucleotides. RefSeq lists its product as uncharacterized. Gene Ontology annotation, biological process: DNA integration. The record is from RefSeq and is a predicted model, not a curated record. The coding region runs from base 1 to 7338 and encodes 2445 amino acids. The transcript has 2 exons. NCBI's taxonomy places the organism in Eukaryota, Metazoa, Arthropoda, Insecta, Hymenoptera, Athaliidae. Gene Ontology annotation, molecular function: nucleic acid binding.